Eremothecium cymbalariae DBVPG#7215 is the source of this 774-nucleotide messenger RNA. Its product is annotated as C2H2-type zinc finger protein. NCBI's taxonomy places the organism in Eukaryota, Fungi, Ascomycota, Saccharomycetes, Saccharomycetales, Saccharomycetaceae. Gene Ontology annotation, cellular component: PcG protein complex; transcription regulator complex. The record is from RefSeq and is a predicted model, not a curated record. The transcript has a single exon. Gene Ontology annotation, molecular function: RNA polymerase II cis-regulatory region sequence-specific DNA binding; DNA-binding transcription factor activity, RNA polymerase II-specific. Bases 1 to 774 code for a protein of 257 amino acids. Gene Ontology annotation, biological process: regulation of transcription by RNA polymerase II.
AUGGACACUGUGCAUAUGGCUACGACAACUGCACCCGCAGUUGUACCCCCAUCCCAACAUCAAAGCAUCGUCAUACCUGACGUUACACAGGAGGGCGUGGCCGAAAAACGUCCCGUCCUUCUUCCCCCGCUGCCCGAUAUUCACCAGUCAACCCAGUACAUAGAGGUCUACAUCAAGAAGGCGCUCGACCGUGGUGCAUUCGAGCCGUUGUACACCACCUCCGCCGCUACUCCUGCCCCAGCUCCCUCUCCGCAGCCGCCCGCUCCGCCUGCCGCCGCCGUUAUUGUCACGGAGCCCGUCGCCGAACAACAGCACUAUGCGGAAGCGAUGGCCCAAGGCUGGAAGCCGUUCGCCAUGCUUUCUUCCCCUUCCUCGGCAGAUUCUUCGCCCGCAGCUACGUCGUCUUCUUCCUCCUCAUUUUCCCUCGCACUGACAGCAGCGACAUCGGCGGCACGCUCGCCAAUGUCUCCAGUACACCUCCCCACCACACCCACCACCACUAAUACCGACAAUAAUAGAAGACGCCUUGGCUUGGACCCAGGGGGAGCACAUGUACCGAUCGAGAAAAGACGCAAACACCGCUGUCAAACCUGUGACAAGGGCUUCACAACUUCAGGACAUUUGGCCAGGCAUAACCGUAUCCACACCGGCGAAAAAAAUCACAGAUGCCACUUUCCCGGAUGCGGCCAACGUUUCAGUCGACACGACAAUUGUCUGCAGCACUACCGCACACAUCUGAAAAAGACUAGUAACCCUGCUGUGAAAUUCACAUGA